UGUCUCUGUUUGUCUUAUUUUUAAAUUCACAGCUUUCGAAUUGGCAUUUAAGGAACAUUGGUUCCGAGGUGCCUGUUUUUAGGGGAUCAAAAAUAAAGCCGGACCAGAGUUAUCUGUGCAGGCUCCGUACCAUGGAGCCAGUUCAGCGCCAUUAGUGGGACCGUCCUCGUUAGAUAUGAGGCUUAGCUGACGGUAAUUGUGAAUGGCUGGCGGUGGGGUUCGCCGUCGUGUUUUGUACUCCAACACUCUCCUGUUUAGGUCUUUCUUGUGCGUAAUGGAUAGCCCGGGCUUCGCGAGGCGCCGCUCGUCGUUCGAGCGGCUGCGCUUCAACAACGUCGCGCUCAGGAGGCUUCCCGUGGAUGAGUCGCACGCCCCGGGAGCGAGGCCCGUGCGCGGCGCGUGCUUCUCCAGGGUCACGCCGCAGCCGCUGGAGAGGCCGCAGCUCGUAGCUGUGUCCAGCGCGGCUCUGGCGCUACUCGGCCUGGACGCACGGGAGGUUGUGGGCGAGCCGCUGGGCCCGGAGUAUCUGAGCGGCUCCAGAGUCAUGCCGGGCUCCCAGCCUGCUGCGCACUGCUACAGCGGAUACCAGUUCGGCCAGUUUGCCGGACAGCUCGGCGAUGGAGCCGCCUGUUAUUUGGGUGAAGUGGAGGCUCCGGAUGACCAGAGCCCCGAACUACUAAGAGAGAACCCCAGUCGGCGGUGGGAGGUCCAAGUCAAGGGGUCCGGACCGACUCCUUAUUCCAGGCAGGCGGACGGGCGUAAAGUCUUGCGCUCCAGCGUCCGUGAGUUCCUGUGCAGCGAGGCGCUCUUUGCCCUCGGGCUGCCCACUACUCGCGCGGGCUCCAUAGUGACGUCUGACACGCACGUAAUGCGUGACGUGUUUUAUGACGGCAACGCGCGCAUGGAGAGGUGCGCCGCCGUCUUGCGCAUCGCGCCCACCUUCAUCAGGUUUGGAUCAUUUGAGAUCUUCAAACAGGCCGAUGCAGUCACAGGCAGACAGGGCCCCAGCUGUGGGUGUGAUGAGAUCAGAACUCAGAUGCUGGACUAUGUUGUUGAAACCUUCUUCCCAGAGAUCCAUGCGAGCCACACAGACGUAGUGGAGAGAAAUGCUGCCUUCUUUAGAGAGGUGACGCGAAGGACAGCCAGACUGGUGGCACAGUGGCAAUGUGUGGGAUUCUGUCAUGGCGUCCUUAACACUGAUAACAUGAGUAUCCUGGGACUGACCCUGGAUUACGGGCCCUUCGGUUUCAUGGAUCGCUUCGACCCGGACUUUGUCUGCAACGCCUCCGAUAAUUCCGGCCGCUACAAGUACCGGGCCCAGCCAGAGAUCUGUCACUGGAACCUGGCUCGACUGGCGGAGGCCCUGAGCCCCAACCUGCCCUCGGAGCGGGCUGGGCCGCUGCUGGACGAGUACUUUCCCCUCUAUAAUGCUUUCUACCUGGGCACUAUGAGGAGGAAACUGGGCCUGCUGAGGAAGGAGGAGCCGGAGGACGAGACGCUCAUCACGAACCUUUUGCAGACGAUGCACAACACGGGAGCUGACUUCACCAACACAUUCCGGAGCUUGAGUCAGAUCCUGGGUCCCGUGCAGGGAGAGGCCGCGGAUGACACCGAGGCUCUGGAGAGGGCCACGGAGCUGCUCCUGGAUCAGUGUGCCUCUCUGGAGGAGAUGAGGGCCAGCAGCAGACCUUCGAUGCACCCACGUGAGCUAGCGAUGCUGGUGUCCAUGGCACAGAGUAACCCAGCGUUGUUCCACGUGCUGUCGGACCGCGCGAUGCUGACCCAGCAAUUGGAGAAGCUCUCCAGGCUGCAGGAGCUGAUGGAGACCACGGAGGAAGAGCUGAGAAGACAGCAGAGGGAGAAUUGGUCCUCCUGGAUCAGACAGUACAGGCAACGGCUUGCUCAUGAGUAUGAGGGAGGGAGUGAUGUCCAAGGCACGUGGGAGGAGAGAGUGCGUGUGAUGGACAGCACCAAUCCAUGUGUAGUGCUCCGGAACUACAUCGCUCAGAAUGCAAUAGAGGCGGCAGAAAAGGGGGACUUCUCCGAGGUUCAGAGAGUUCUGAAAGUGCUGGAGAAGCCAUUCUGCGUCCAGCGGGGCCUGGAGAGAGAGAGAUCGGCACAGAGGGAUGAAGGAGCAGGCCAGGGAGAGGCCGGGGAGGAGCGUUCAGACACAGGGAGCCAUGCACCUGUCCCUUACGACAGCAAGCCCCCAGCCUGGGCCAGCGAGCUCUGUGUCACCUGAUCAUCGUAGAACCUUCAGGACGAGCGAGCAGCCCAUACAUAGAGGAAAGAGAGAUUCUCUUCGCUAUAGGCUGGCUGACCGUGUCUGUGAAGGUGUUUUAUGGCACUAAGCUUCUGUCAACUAGUUUGGAGUGUCAACUAGAGGGAGUGUUAUGGCUGGUGGUAAAUGACCACCUGUUUUGUUGAGAACAGAAUGUGCAGCCAGUUACAGUUACCUGUGUGUUUGACUGGUUAUAAAUGACGACUAGGACCCACAAGUCUUCAACAGAACGGUCUUGGUUUGAAAGACAGGGGCUGUAGCACAUUAUAAACUUGUGAGAGAGAGAGAGAGAGAGAGAGAGAGAGAGAGAGAGAGAGAGAGAAUGUCUUAAUGCACAAAUUAAUGAAUGGUAAGGACCAUAAAUUAAACGCAGUUUAUUCAGUGCAAAAGAUAUUAAUUUCAUAUGCUAUAACAGUGAUGUGAUCAGCUGUAACAGUGAAGCUAUGAUUUUUGUUCUAAUGUCCCUUAAUACACAUGAAGGUAAACAAAUAAAUAUAAACAACCACAGAAAUUCUACA
Electrophorus electricus (electric eel) is the source of this 2799-nucleotide messenger RNA. RefSeq names its product selenoprotein O1 (gene selenoo1). The record is from RefSeq and is a predicted model, not a curated record. NCBI's taxonomy places the organism in Eukaryota, Metazoa, Chordata, Actinopteri, Gymnotiformes, Gymnotidae.